Molecule: messenger RNA, 1547 nt
Organism: Dioscorea cayenensis subsp. rotundata (Guinea yam)
Lineage: Eukaryota; Viridiplantae; Streptophyta; Magnoliopsida; Dioscoreales; Dioscoreaceae
Product: chaperone protein dnaJ C76, chloroplastic-like
Source: RefSeq, a predicted model, not a curated record
GAAAAAUAUCUCCCUGACCUGACAAAUAUCCGGAUUCCAUCCUCCAUCUUCUUCAUCUCUCUCUCUCUCUCUCUCGAUCUCAACCACUGAAACCCUAACAAUGUCUUCCUCCUCUUCACUCCUCGUCAACAUCGCCCCACCUUCCUCCCUUAAGCCCGGGAACAAGCUGCAUUCCCUCACGAAGAGGCGGCCAUGCCCACCCCGCCACACCACCUCGUCUUCCAUUCGAUGCGCCUCCAAACCCUCCUCUCCUUCUUCCUUCGCAUCCACCGCCGGGUACGACCUCUACGAUCUUCUCGGCAUUGAUUCCACCGCCGAUCAAUCCCAGAUAAAGCGCGCCUAUAGAUCUCUACAGAAGCGGUGCCAUCCGGACAUUGCUGGCCCCGCCGGCCACGACAUGGCCAUCGUGCUCAACGAGAUCUACUCCCUCCUCUCCGAUCCCAUCUCUCGCUUCGCUUACGAUCAGGAGCAAUCGAAGCUGCUGGAGUUCCGAGGGUUCACCGGCAGUCCGAUGUACUCUUCGUGGUUUGGAUCGGAGAGUGAAGAGCGAGCGGUGUUUGUCGAUGAAGUGAAGUGCGUUGGAUGCUUGAAGUGUGCGCUGUCUGCAAGGAAAACGUUCGCCAUUGAAGCUGCUUACGGGCGAGCUCGAGUGGUCUCGCAGUGGGGUGAUCCAGAGGAGAAGAUUCUCGAAGCUAUCCAGACGUGCCCAGUGGAUUGCAUCUCGAUGGUUGAAAGAUCAGACCUUGCAGUGCUUGAGUUUCUCAUGUCUAAGCAGCCAAGAGGGCCAGUAAGGCUGACAGCUGGUAAUUCGGUAGGAGCUUCUGUCUCCAAUAUCUUUGUGGAUAUGAAAAAGUUUCAGAAGAGGUUCAAUGAAAUGAAUGAAAAAGCUUCAAAAGAGUCUCAGUUUGCAGAAAGUCAGAGAAAAUCCAGAGAUUCAGCUGCACAAGGGAUCAGAUCAAUCUUGAACUUUCGGUAUUGGCAUUCACCCUCCACAACAGCGACACCCGCAAAUAACAAUGCCUCUCUAAGUCUGACAAUCAGUUCAAUAAAAACCUCACAGCCAAACACUGAGAAAUUAAGAGAGUUUGCAGCAAAGCAAAAAGCAGGAGAAGCUCCAACAAUGAAUUUCAGACAUGAUGAAGAAUACUGGACCCCAACUCUAGUGCUUCCACCAUCACCAACAAGUUUCAAACACAGUAAAAUCUCUGAACCCCUCACUAAACAAAGUGCAGGAAAAUGAACAGGAAAAGUAGUUGCAAUCCCGGAAAGACGAAGAAGUCCAGUGAAUCUAAUUGUUCCAACCAUCAUGGCAGCAUUGGCAGAGGUCAAAGUAGGAUUUGAGCAGGGAGAAAUAGCAAAACAUGCAGGUCUAAAGGAACAUGUUGGUGGUAACUUGGCUUUGGAAGUUGUCAACAGCUUUGAGCUACAGAUUCUAUUGGCAGGUAUUACUUGGUUUGUUAUAGGAAUGGCUAUUAUGGGAUUGACUGAAGUUCUCAGAAACAAGGAAGAGUUUAGAAGAUAAAAGAAGAAAAAGAAAAACAACUACA